Messenger RNA from Pleuronectes platessa (European plaice), 1785 nucleotides. It is a transcript of the gene slc6a4b, whose product is annotated as solute carrier family 6 member 4b. The transcript has 13 exons. Gene Ontology annotation, molecular function: serotonin binding; serotonin:sodium:chloride symporter activity. Gene Ontology annotation, biological process: sodium ion transmembrane transport; serotonin uptake. Lineage: Eukaryota; Metazoa; Chordata; Actinopteri; Pleuronectiformes; Pleuronectidae. The coding region runs from base 1 to 1785 and encodes 594 amino acids. The record is from RefSeq and is a predicted model, not a curated record. Gene Ontology annotation, cellular component: neuron projection; membrane.
AUGCCCCGACAGGACUCAGCGGUCAUGGCCGGCACUCUGACCCACCAGGGCUCCCCUAACCCGGGCUACAGCCCCAACAACAACGCCGUCCCGGUGCCGGCCAUCACGCAGACGGACUCCAGGGACAAAUGGAGCAAAAAGAUGGAUUUCCUCUUGUCUGUCAUUGGCUUUGCGGUGGACCUGGGGAAUGUUUGGAGGUUUCCUUACGUAUGUUAUCAAAACGGUGGUGGUGCUUUCCUCAUUCCCUACAUCUUGAUGGCCAUCUUCGGUGGCGUGCCGCUCUUCUACAUGGAGCUGGCACUGGGGCAGUUCCACAGAACUGGAGCCAUAUCCAUAUGGAAACACAUCUGUCCUAUUUUCAAAGGUAUUGGAUAUGCCAUCUGCAUCAUCGCUCUGUACGUGUCCUUCUACUACAACACCAUCAUCGCCUGGGCCCUCUUCUACUUCUACUCCUCUUUCAGCAACAUCUUGCCUUGGACAAACUGUGACAACGUGUGGAACACCCCCGACUGCACCAACUACUUUGGUAUAGACAACGUCACCUGGACAAAUUCCUCCAGGUCUCCCGCAGAGGAAUUUUACACGAGGAACGUUCUUGAGAUCCACAAGUCGCCAGGGCUGGAAAACGUCGGGGGUGUGCGAUGGCAGUUGGUGCUCUGCCUUUUUCUCAUUUUCACCAUCGUGUAUUUCAGCCUGUGGAAGGGCGUGAAGACAUCAGGAAAGGUAGUGUGGGUGACCGCCACUUUACCCUACAUCGUGCUUUUCAUCCUCUUGAUUCGAGGAGCCACUUUGCCAGGAGCCUGGAGAGGCGUGGUGUUUUACCUGAAGCCCCAGUGGGGGAAGCUGCUGGAGACCAGUGUGUGGGUGGAUGCUGCAGCUCAGAUAUUCUUCUCUCUGGGGCCAGGUUUCGGGGUCCUGCUGGCUCUCUCCAGCUACAACCCUUUCACUAAUAACUGCUAUCGAGACGCCAUCGUGACAAGUUUGGUGAACUGCCUGACCAGCUUCGUGUCCGGGUUUGUGAUCUUCACAGUGCUGGGCUACAUGGCAGAGAUGAGGAAGGUGGAGGUCGAGGAUGUAGCCAGGGAUAAAGGACCAAGCUUACUCUUCAUCACGUAUCCGGAGGCCAUCGCAAACAUGAUGGGCUCCACCUUCUUCGCCAUCAUCUUUUUCGCGAUGAUGAUCACGCUGGGACUGGAUAGCACUUUCGGUGGGCUGGAGGCGAUCAUCACUGCUGUGUUGGAUGAAUACCCGGAUCAUUUCUCAAACAGACGGGAACUUUUUGUUCUGGGCUUGGUCAUUUUCUGCUUUUUGGGCUCUCUGAGCACCCUUACAUAUGGUGGUGCGUACGUGGUGAAGCUGCUGGAGGAGUUUGGAGUCGGAUGCUCUAUUAUUGCUGUGGUUUUCCUUGAGGUCAUUGCAGUGUCCUGGUUCUAUGGCAUCCAGAGAUUCAGCAGGGAUGUUGAGGCCAUGUUGGGCAAAGCUCCAGGUUUAUUCUGGAAGGUGUGCUGGGUCGCCAUCAGUCCUGCAUUUCUGGCGUACAUCAUAGUGAGUUCCCUGCUGAAGGCGCCGCCGCUCACACUGUUUGAUUACAAGUACCCGGACUGGACCAUCAUAGUGGGAUACCUCAUUGGCUUCUCGUCCUUCAUGUGGAUCCCCAUCUACAUGGUCUACAAGCUGGUGUGGACCCCUGGAUCCCUCAAACAGAGGUUGGCGGUGUGUCUGAGACCGGAGAGGACCAUACCAGACAUCCACGCUGACAGCCUCAACAUGGUCUCUGUGCCAUAG